Molecule: messenger RNA, 2720 nt
Organism: Stegostoma tigrinum
Lineage: Eukaryota; Metazoa; Chordata; Chondrichthyes; Orectolobiformes; Stegostomatidae
Product: hematopoietic prostaglandin D synthase-like
Exons: 6
Coding region: 272-871 (199 amino acids)
Biological process (GO): glutathione metabolic process
Molecular function (GO): glutathione transferase activity
Source: RefSeq, a predicted model, not a curated record
GCUCUGCUCAUGUGUUCGGUUUCCACGAAUUCUGCUCCAUGCUCCGCCCCAGUAACCUUGGGAACAGCCUCGCUGGGCGGAUGGUGCACCCAGCAUUUAAAGACUGGUUCCGACUUUAUCUGCAUUCCACAUCGUUCAUCACUCAGCCGGAGUUCCGUACGCAGCAUCAGGAAAAUCUCCGGGGCACAAGCUUGUCUAUCUGAUUGCAAGUUCUGUCGCAGGAUCAUUUCGGUUUAAGGAAACGCUUCGUCAGCUGUAAGUAGGUUGAAACAUGCCAAACUACAAGUUGACCUACUUUAAAAUAAGAGGGCGAGCUGAGACUGCUCGUUAUAUUUUUGCAUACAGUGGAAUAAACUACCAAGACAACACCAUUGACAUAAUGGAUUGGCCUAAUAUAAAAAAAUCUCUGCUCUUUCAACAAAUUCCGAUUCUGAAUGUGGACGAAACUGAAAUCAAUCAGAGCACUGCUAUUGCAAGAUAUUUGGCCAGAGAAACAGGCAUAGCAGGAAAAAGUAACCUUGAACAAGCUCAAGUGGAUGCCAUUGUGGACACAAUAAAUGAUUUCAUGAAUAUGUUCCCCUGGACUGAAAAGGACCCAGUUGUGAAACAAAAGAUAACAGAAGAUGUUUUUGCCAAUAAAAUCCCUUUGUUUCUGGAUGGUUUGAGCAAACUUUUGGGAGACCGAAUGUGGUUUAUUGGUGAUUCAGUUACUUGGGCUGAUUUUCACUGGGCCGUCUGUUCCAUCACCCUCACUAAUCUAAAUGUUGAUAUCUUGCACAACUAUCCCAAGUUAUCAGCUUUGAAAGAACGUGUGGAAGCUCUUCCUAAAAUCGCAGCCUGGAUAGAACGGAGACCAAAAACUCCAUUGUAAAAUUACAGCUUUCACUUAAAAUGCCUCGUACAUGAAAUGAAACCUUUUUUUCUACAAUGGUUUAAUUCUUUAAGCAUUAUUUCCACUUAGAAUCCUGGUUCUGCAAUAAUUGUUAUAGAUUACAAAUCUAUAAAUUCCUUUAGACAUGGACAGGCUGCAGGAAUUAAGCUUGUAUUCUCAAGUCGAGAGGGUUAAAGGGUGAUUGAGUGGAGAUGUUUAGUAAUUAUAUUCUGUGAUAGGAUAAGAAGCAGAACAUCAAGGGGGCGUAUGCUUCAAGUUAGAGCUAAGCCAUAUGGGUUAUAUCAGGAAGGACUUCCUUUACAUAAAAGCAGUAGAAAUCUCUCCCCAAAAUAUCCUGAAAUCGAGGACAAGGAACAGUUGGAAGUGCCAUAACAGAGGUGGAUAAACUUGGCUCGACGAUCUAACUAGGGAUGUUGAACCAAGUUAUGUAAAUGAAGUCAAAGAUCAGCCAUAUCUCAUCAAAUGCCAAUUCAGGCUCAAAGGAGUUGAAUGGCCUACUACUGUCUUUGGAUUAAUACAUUAGCAUUUGGCUUUAAUCAUUGCUGUAAUGUUUUGAGUAAAACUGAGAGGGCUGUUGUGGUGCAACAGUAGUACCUCUACCUCUGGAUCAGACAGCCUAGCUUCAAGUCCCACCUGCUCCAAAGCUGUGCCAGAAUAGGUUGGUGAGAAACAAAACGGAAAUUGCUGGAAACACUCAGGAGGGAAGGUUUCUGGUAGUAUCUGUGGAGAGAAAGCAAAGCAAAGGUUGAGUCCAGUGACUCUCCAUCAGAACCGAAUUCCGGCAUCCAGUUUGUUGCUUCUAGGGUGUUUAGAAGUAUCUUUGGGUGAAAGAGGACCAACAUUGUCAGGACUUUCUCCCCCAAUCAAAGCAAGAAAUUGCAAAAGGUGUGGUACCUACCCAGAGUAAGACUAACCGAUUUUAUUAAACAGACCAGGAAAUAUCUGGAAGUGGAAGCAGUCAAGAGAUGUUUGAAACAAAUAUUGUAAAAAGUAGUGUCUUAAGUUCUUAUCGAGGGAGUUUAAAGAAUCAUGUGAGCUGAAAGCUGAUGGUCUUUUCCCAGCAUUGUACUGGCAGUGAAUGUUGGAAGCAGUUGUGGGUGUUAAUGUAUUGCUGUGUGGCAAGUCAAAGGAGGAAGGGCUCCCAUUAUUAGAUCAAAGCGAGUUCUGGAAUAAUUGGAAGGAGAUAAUGAAACAAAAGGAAUCCAUUGGUGGGGGGGGUAUACGAUCAAAAUUAAAUGGUGGAGGGGUGCAGAUUAAGGGUUUAGGACUAGAUAAAGGGAACAGUAUUAAUCAAGCUCCAGUAGAAUCAGUUGAAAUUAAUUGAGAUCAAAUGUUAUCAAGGAGAUGGGAAAAUGUCAAGGGCAUGUAAAUACCAUGUUAUAGAACCAACUAAAAACAUUAAAUGAUGGGGGGAUAAAAGAGAAUAUGAUUCAAAAGCCCCAAAAUUUCGAGUUUGCUAAAGUGACAUUAAAAUGCAUAAGUAGUCAAACCAAAUUUGGGAGAGUUUUUGUGAAUAAUGUAAGAGUAAUUCAAAAUAAAUCCCAAUUUCUUGUUUUUUUUUAACCUCAGCCUCAAGUAAAAAGUCAUUUAAAGGAACAACUGGGUCUGCCUCAGAUACUUCCUAUAAAACUACCAUUAAAAACUUCAGUGACCUUAACCUCUACAGUUUAGGCAAAAAGUGAUUAAACUGCUCUGCUGUUUCUUCAUACCACAUGUUCUUCAGUGUAAAUUAGAGUAGCGCUGUGUAAUACAUUAGCUGCAAUGAAUAAUUGGAAAGUCUGAUGUGCCUCAUUGUACUUCUGAUAAAUAAAGAGAAUACUUCUGUGUG